ACAACAAUUAACACAAUCGCUUUUGAUUCAUUUAGUGAAGCAGUGGAAGUCUGCGGGAAAGUAAUGUCGUGGCCGAGGAAGCACAAUGUCCAAUGCUUACAACUUCGCUAAGUGGCCGCUGGUGCUUUUCGGUGCCCUUGUUUCAGUGAGAGCUACAGUACCUGAAGUUUUAGAGGCUGCGCUUGGAUCCUGCGGCAAAGUGCAUCUAACCGUGUCGCCGCUGCAAGACAACUAUCUGGAGCUCAACUGGAUUAACUGGAACUGCACCAGUUUCGCUCCCGAUUACAUAGUGCUUUCCACCAAAAACCUACGGGAAGAAGAUGAGGACACUUUGUCCUCAACGCUGACACAUAUCCGUACUGGCGAUCAUCCGAGCGGCUACUACAAGACCCAGGUGAAGUUCAGGGAACCGUGGCUGCCCGGCAACUGGGAGUUCGAUCAAGAGCGGCUGCGAGCGGACGAAGGCGAGCACUGUUUGCCCUUCUGGAUCGCGUCCAUCAAGCAAGACGUGAUUCUGGACUCGCGCUGUUUAGCUAUCCAGCCCACCUGGAUGUAUGAUAACAGGCAGCACUUGGGCAGGAAGAAAAUCGGCAACUUGUUGAUACCGGGCACGCACAAUUCUGGCUCUUUUACAGGGAUUAUCUCCUACUUUGAGGGUUACGUAUUGAAUCAGGACAGGAGCGUGUGGACCCAGCUGGUCUUUGGCAUCCGCUACCUGGACUUCCGGGUGGGAUUCGUCCCAGGUACAGGGUUCUACAUCUACCAUGACCAAGUUCGAGUAACGCGCAUAGAGCCAAUCCUGCGAGAAAUCCGCAAAUUUGUGCAGCUGGCUCCCCAAGAGGUGCUCUUUGUGGACUUCCACCGGUUCCCGUUUCCGCGCAACUUUUCGCAGGAUUUGCACCGCCAGUUCACCGAGCUGGUGUAUCAGCACCUGGGCGAGCAUGUGGUAAACCCAGCAGGCCUGCAGGCCGGCAGUGGGCCCACUUUGAACGAGAUUUGGUCGCAGAACAGAAGCGUCGUCGUGUCUUACGCGGACAGAGCUACUGUCAACCAAACCCCCUGGCUCUGGCACCCGAUCAAGCAGUUUUGGGGCGACACCAACAAACUAGGCACGCUGAAACAGUAUCUGUAUGGUGCGAUUUAUCAGCACAAGAGCAGCACGAACCCCAUGUGGGCUCUGAUGAUGGAGCUCACCCCGCAGCCCUGGGACGUGGUGCUGCGCAAAAACAGUCUGCGGAAUCUGGCGCAGGGCGUUAACCGCCAGGUAACCCGCUGGGUUCGGGAUGAGUGGUUCAGCGACGUCAAUAUAGUAGCCACUGACUACUUUUUGGGCAACGACCUGGUGCGCGUGGCUAUUGAAGGCAACAAAGCCAACCCCAAUUGACCCGGAGUUUGUCGAUUAUUAGAUAGAUUACCUCUG
Dendroctonus ponderosae (mountain pine beetle) is the source of this 1420-nucleotide messenger RNA. RefSeq lists its product as uncharacterized. Lineage: Eukaryota; Metazoa; Arthropoda; Insecta; Coleoptera; Curculionidae. The transcript has 6 exons. The record is from RefSeq and is a predicted model, not a curated record. Gene Ontology annotation, biological process: lipid metabolic process. Gene Ontology annotation, molecular function: phosphoric diester hydrolase activity. Bases 86 to 1384 code for a protein of 432 amino acids.